This is a messenger RNA of Fopius arisanus, 2544 nucleotides long. RefSeq names its product cell division cycle protein 16 (gene Cdc16). Gene Ontology annotation, cellular component: anaphase-promoting complex; cytoplasm. Bases 110 to 2080 code for a protein of 656 amino acids. NCBI's taxonomy places the organism in Eukaryota, Metazoa, Arthropoda, Insecta, Hymenoptera, Braconidae. The transcript is spliced from 9 exons. Gene Ontology annotation, molecular function: protein binding. The record is from RefSeq and is a predicted model, not a curated record. Gene Ontology annotation, biological process: cell division; anaphase-promoting complex-dependent catabolic process; protein ubiquitination.
CUUGCAGUAUCUCGUUGAAGUUGAAAGCCGGGAGGAAAACAUAACCUUCCUUUGUUGCUGUCAUCUCAUUCUCACUUAUACAUAAAUAAAUGUAAUUUUUAUAAUAAGAAUGUCAAGACACGAAGGAGAUAAUGAUUUCAAUGAAAUGCAGAAUUUCAAUGAAGACAAGAGCAUCCAUUUAAAUACCUAUAGAAAACUCGUGAAAUCCUACGUCGACCUGCAUCUUUACAGUGCAGCUCUUUUCUGGGCUGAUAAAGUUCUUUCAUUGAGCAAUGAUGAUCCAAAAGAUGUUUGCACUUUAGCUCAGUGCAUGUAUUUGAUGAAACAGUAUCAUCGGGCUGCUCAUCUCAUCAGAAGUCGAGGCUUGGAGAAGACCGAUCUUAUGUGUCACUAUUUAACAGUUCGAAGUUUACUAGAAGCUAAGGAAUUUAGUGAAGCUUUACAAGUUAUGAAUGAAUUGGAAAUUUGCACCAACAUAUCGCAGUCUGGAGUGAGUUUCAUGGCUCAAACUAAUAUUCUUCAAGAUGCGCCAAAGAAUGUACAAAGCGCAAUUCUGUACGUAAAGGGCAGAGUUUAUGAGGCAACUGAUAAUAGGACAGUCGCCACGGAUUAUUAUAAACAGGCACUACACUCUGAUGUUUAUUCUUAUCAAGCGUUUGAGGCUCUAGUGCAGAAUCAAAUGCUUUCUGCUGCUGAAGAGAGAGAAUUACUAGAAUCUCUGCCAUUCAAUGAGCAAUGCUCAGAGGCAGAUCGGGAACUACUGAAAUUACUUUAUGAGAGUAAAUUGAAAAAAUAUCAGGAGCCUACAGAGGACGUGUCAUUAACGUCCUGCAAUGUCAAAGGAAUCCUCAUCACCGACAAAUUCCAGGAGAACCUGGACAUGCAAGUAGCUAAAGCCGAACGACUGUAUUACAAUUGUGAUUACCAUCAGUGCUUCAAUCUUACGGAAAAGAUUCUGAAAAAAGAUCCGUACCAUAGCUCUUGUUUACCAGUGCACAUAGCAUGUCUAGUAGAAUUAAAAAAGACCACAACAUUAUUUUAUCUGGCACAUAAACUCGUUGAUCUGUAUCCUGACAUGGCUCUAGCGUGGUUUGCUGUUGGUUGUUACUAUUUUGGUAUAGGUAAAAGUGACCAUGCACGAAGAUAUUUGGCAAAAGCAACAGCUCUUGAUCGGUUAUUUGGUCCAGCCUGGCUAGCUUAUGGACAUUCCUUUGCUGUUGAAAAUGAACAUGAUCAAGCAAUGGCUGCUUAUUUCAAAGCCUCACAAUUAAUGAAAGGAUGUCACUUACCACUUUUAUACAUAGGCCUGGAGUGUGGCCUAACGAAUAAUCUUAAAUUGGCUGACAAAUUCUUCCAGCAGGCACAAACUAUUGCACCCAACGAUCCUUUUGUCAUCCAUGAGACUGGAGUGAUAUCUUUCUACAAUAUGGAUUAUAAAACGACAGAAAAACAAUUCAAAGAGGCAAUGAGAAGAAUUCAAAAUGGACUGAAGGAUGUUAUUCUGCCUAGUAAAUGGGAGGCAUUACUUAACAACUUGGGGCAUACAUGUAGAAAGCUCAAGAAAUACGAGGAGGCUCUGGACUACCAUCAGCAGGCAUUAGUGCUGAAUCCAUUAAAUCCAUCAACCUACUCGUCAAUUGGCUUUAUUCACGCACUAAUCGGCAAUACUCAGGAGGCAGUAGAUGCAUUUCAUCGAGCCCUCGGACUCAGGAGAGAUGAUACAUUUACCACAACAAUGCUGGGCUAUGUUAUGGAACAACUCAUUGAUGAGAGCCCACCUUAUCUCGAUGCCCCAACCGAAAUGCCAAAGUAUAAAUUCUCGGACGCGCGAUCGUUCUCGCAACCUUCUGAAUGUUCGGAUAAUCAGGCGGCGGGACCUGCUGGAGCUCAGGAUCAAGAAAUUAACAAAUUACGAGUUAAUUUGUUCUCCAGUUGGGGUGAAGACUCGGGGAAAAAUGAUGAGAAUACGUCUGAUAAAAAUGAAAGCAGAUCUCGAGAAGUUGUGAAUUAUUCCACUGGAGAUAUGAGUUCGGAAGUUGAGAUGUUGGAUUCUUCGACAGCUCACAUAGAGUAUAAUUAAAAUUAAUAAAACGCCUUCAUUUUUUCGUCUAAACUGAAUGAAUCCUAUUUUUUUCUCUCCUUUUUCAUUUGAGUUUCAGUGAUGAUGAUGAUGAUGAUGAGAGAGAGAAAUUUUAAGGGGGCGGUUUCUGAUCUACGCGCAUGCGAUUCAGCCACAAGGAGGGAAAGAGGGAAUAUGAGUUGGGGAGACUGAGAGAAUACGAUAUUCAAUUAAAUAAUACUCACUCCAAGCUCUAACAUUCAGUUUGCCGAGUGCCACCGAGUGUGGCUAGUGAUUGAGAAUCAUGGCUGGUGUUUACUAAUCUAGGAUUUCUAUAAAGAUUUACAAAUUACUCUCAAUUAAGACAGCCGGAGUAAAAACAUUUUUAGAGGGCAAACAAUACGAGUACAAUAUUCUCAUAGAAAUCCAAAAAAUUAAAUAAAUCACGACUCAAUAAAAAAUCAUAAAAUACUCGUCAAACUACA